Molecule: messenger RNA, 702 nt
Organism: Branchiostoma belcheri (Belcher's lancelet)
Lineage: Eukaryota; Metazoa; Chordata; Leptocardii; Amphioxiformes; Branchiostomatidae
Exons: 3
Coding region: 1-702 (233 amino acids)
Cellular component (GO): endomembrane system
Molecular function (GO): signaling receptor binding
Source: RefSeq, a predicted model, not a curated record
AUGUCAGAUCCAGACUCAACAACAAGCCCAGCAGGCAAAACAAGACCAACGCUAACUUCGCCCCUUAAAAUCACUUCGGACAAACCAGAAUCUGCUCCCAGUUUCCCAAUACUUGCUGUCACUAGCUCUGCCUGUGGUUCACUUGCUGGUACUAUUCUGAUUGGGACCGUCUUGGUUGUGAUUUGGAACAGGAGAAGGACUAGGAAUCCUCCAGUAGGGCUGAAUCCCGGCGUUGUUGUUGGGAGCAACACAAACACAGCAGCGUCUGUAGUGGCCAGUGCUAUUGUAUUGGCCAGUGGUGAUAAUCGCCAGUAUGUGUAUGAAGAUGUUGACUGCCCGCGUGUUAAGACAGGGCAGGGUAACAUUCAAUGUCUGAACAUUGGCAAUCUAUCCCAUAACCAAGUGCUAGCUGCUUUAAAGCCAAAUCAUAUGUAUGCUGGUAACACAGCAGUUUCUGUAAUGGCCAGUGGUGAUUAUCACCAGUAUGAAAAUGUUGACUGCCCACGUGUUAAGACAGGGCAGGGUCAGUAUCAGGCUAUCACUGAGCCUAACACAAACACCACAGCUACUGUAAUGACCAGUGGUGAUGAUCAGACAGGGCAGGGUCAGUCUCAGACCAACACUGAAUCCACCACACACACCACAGCUACUUUAGAUCACAUCCCAGCAGCCAAUCAGCAAGGAGAAACUACUCCGACCUGA